Molecule: messenger RNA, 336 nt
Organism: Eruca vesicaria subsp. sativa (arugula)
Lineage: Eukaryota; Viridiplantae; Streptophyta; Magnoliopsida; Brassicales; Brassicaceae
Source: the annotation of a GenBank genome assembly
AUGGAUUGCGGAUGGGAUCCAGGGAUACGAGAUCGUAGAUGGAGUCGAAAAGCAUGGGAUUACGAUUGGAUUCUUGGUUGGUCAAGAUCUUACAGAGAUAAUCUGGAAAAAUGGCUUUGUAAGGUGUUUGGGCAAAGAAAUCGGGAUUGGGCGAUUCCGAUAUCGGUGGGGAUUGGGAUUUCAAAUAUGCAUCAAUGCGAGAUACGAUUUCUGAUAGGGGAGUUUCAGGUUUUGGAAGUGUUGGAUGGUUUUAAAGAGCUGGUAUUUGACACCACUGUGGAUUUCAAGGGAGGGCAGUUUUAUGAGGAUCUGGAGGCUCAUGUGACUUUGACUUAA